This is a messenger RNA of Raphanus sativus (radish), 1166 nucleotides long. RefSeq lists its product as uncharacterized. The transcript is spliced from 4 exons. The record is from RefSeq and is a predicted model, not a curated record. Lineage: Eukaryota; Viridiplantae; Streptophyta; Magnoliopsida; Brassicales; Brassicaceae. The coding region runs from base 126 to 941 and encodes 271 amino acids.
AACUCCGGUUUAGUGUAACCAAUUGUUAAUUCCGGUUAUGUAGAAAUAACCGGGUUCUCAUCUCUACCUUUGUGUUCUUCUCUCUCUUAUCCACCCACGCGCUUUGUGUAAUAAGAAGACCAAAGAUGGUGACGACGGCGACGUGCGUCGUCGGAGCUCCGUUGGUAGUUACUCGAGACUCUAGACGGAUUCCGAAGACCUUAAAGUGCUUCGCUUCCACCGCCGAUUCCGAGCUUCUCCGUUCCCAGCUCGAUCGUCUUCACGCGGAGGCAGAGUCCACUCGUGCUAAAGCAAAUAGUAACAGGUUGAGACUUUUGAGAUUAUCCGAAGCUGCAGAGAAUCUAAGGAGACAAGCAUCUGUAAGCGUUCAGACCGGGAAAGAGAACGAUGCAAGAGAGUUGCUUCUCCAGAAGAAGAAAGUCAUGCAAGCUUUGGACAAGGCCAAAUCUCGUAUCGAGUUGCUCGAUACCCUUUCUUCCAAACUUAACGAGGCAAUAUCUGUCAAGGAAACACAGCUGAUUGGGAACAUAUCUUUAGAUCUCCAAGUAGAUACUGACAACAAUAAUACUUCAGAUGGAGGAGUUCACAUUGUAUCUCCAAAGCCUGAGUCUACUCAAGAGAAUGACACAAACGACUUGGAUCCUCAGGAAAGUCAACUUACUGAAAACAACUUUGAGGAACAACACCAAGAAGAGGCUUUAACUGGCAGCAUCUUCAGAGAAGUGUCUUCUUAUGACUCUUUCCUGAAAAAUCUAGACCAGAAACUUGGCAGAAUCGAGGAUGAACUUGUCAACGUUGUGAAUGUUGCGUCGUUGGUGCUUAGUCAUGAAGAUAAACCCAAUAAUUUAAAGGUUCAGCAAACAUCGGAAGUUCUUGAAGAGAUUCGUUCUGUCAGGGAAAGGAUUGCAAAUAUCAUUUCCAAAGAAGCAAACAUCAGUUAGUGCCUCAAGCUCCUUUGGUAUGAACAGUUUUAAGCAUCUCUAUACUCCAUUCAGGUCUAUGGCUCUUCUUGAUGUGAUGUGAUGUGAUGUGAUGUGAUAUGCUGUGAAUAUUAAAUUUCUUGUUAAGUUGGGUACAAACUUAGGUGUUAGGACCGAGCAUGAACAUUCAUGACAUAUCUUCCUUGCUGAAAGAAUUUAAUAUAUGAAUUAACAACAGAUACCAAA